This is a messenger RNA of Gastrolobium bilobum, 992 nucleotides long. RefSeq lists its product as uncharacterized. Bases 202 to 783 code for a protein of 193 amino acids. The transcript has a single exon. The record is from RefSeq and is a predicted model, not a curated record. Lineage: Eukaryota; Viridiplantae; Streptophyta; Magnoliopsida; Fabales; Fabaceae.
AUCUAAUGUAAUGUACCAUAAAAAAAAGCAUCUAAACUCUCGAUUCUGGGCAUCUUAUUAGAGAUCCCACCCUUAUUUGUCUCGUCCUGCACCCCUUAAAUCUUCACUCUCACUCUUCACAUAUUCAAUUCAUCUCACACAACACAAGAGUAGUUAGAGAGACGCUCAGAGAGAAGAAAAAAAGAAAAAGAAAAAGAGAAAAUGAACGUAUUGGAUUCCAAUGUGGAGGCUUUAGCCAUCAACUACUUGAGCUAUGGUAUGCUCACCACACUCAACAAUUUAUGGACCUGGGUAGCUCUCCUCACCGCCGCUCUCAGCUUCUGGAAGAUUCGAUCCGUGGGUUCCCUCAAACCCAAACCCGACGAGCCCUCCUUCGUUGGAUCCGACCCCGUCAAGGUACCGUUGACGCCUGAAGCUGUAACGGCAGUAAUUGAGCCAGCGCGGCAGACGGUGGUGGUUGGUGAUGACGUUGACGCAGUGAGGAAGGGGAAAUUCACGGUGUAUUACGAGGAGGACAUGCAAUGUGGGCGCGGCGGCGAGGGGUUGUUGACGGCGGCGGAGGAUUGGGAAGAGAGAGAGGGGAGCGAAUCGGAGUGGUGGAGUAAGUGGGAGAGGGUGUUGAAGUUGAGAAAUGGGGAAAACGAGAACGGGUGGUACACGUGUCAGGAUUUGACGGAGCUUAACGGCAACGUUGUUAGAUUAUGGGAUAGUGGGUUAAGUUUUGGUGGUGGUUCCUUCACAAGGGAAUCAUGGUGCAGCACAAGCUGUAUUCAUGUCUGGUGAUUAAAAAAAAAUAAAAAUAAUAGCUUUAUUAGAUGUAGGUUAUGUUGUGUAUCUUUCUAUGAUAUUAGGCUCUCCAUCAAAACUGAGAGAGAUUAUUGAGAUUUGAGAAUGUAUAUAUGGUAAUUUAGUAGUGGCUUUGGAAUUUUAGUUGAUGAAAUAGCAUAUCAUAUUUAUCAUUCACGAAUUUGAGUAUCAAUUUCAAAACGCAA